AUGUAUCAACCAAAUCCUUUACCACGAGCUCAAUCAGCUUCUUCAUUAACUUAUCAUAGUUCUCAAUACCCAAGGCCUCCUUUAUCACCCUCAGCAUAUCCACCACCUACAAGUUAUUCCCAUCCAUCUUCUCCUCCUCCUCCUAUAUCUGAAAAGGAAGAUGAUUUAAUUAAUAAUAUCUUACCUUCAUAUCAUAUGUUUCAAUCAACUGUAUCUAAAAAUUUAACUUUAACCGAUGAAAAUUUUAAUGUCGAACCUCCUAUGUAUGAAAUGACUCCGGUAACUUCAGCUACACCAACUAUACUAUCAGUAUCAGAUUUAAUCUCCCCCACUGAAUCAUCUAAUAAUAGUGUUGAUCAUUUCCCAUUCCCGUCCAUACCCGAAGAAUCAGAAUAUCAAAAUCAUCAUCAUCAACAUCCAAUUGAUCCAAAUGACGAAUCAACUUUCAAUCAAGAUUCAGCUGAGAUUUGGGAAAACACCAUCCUUGCUAAUGUCCAUAAAUUAUCCAAUAUUUCCAAAUUAAAAAAUAGUCCAACGGCAGAUUUAGAUAUAAAUAUAACCGUUACUGAGAAAAUUUGUCAAAAGGGGAUAAAACCAACCAUCAUAGAUAUAUCCGAUAAAGAAUUCAAACAAGGAGAUUAUAUUCAUGGAUAUGUCACCAUCAUUAAUAAAUCAGAUAAACCCAUCCCCUUCGAUAUGGUAUAUGUCGUAUUUGAAGGAACGUUAACCAUUCUUGAUAAUAAUAAUGGAGUAUUAGAUACAUCAAAACCAUUGUCAGUGUUUAAAUUCUUGAAUAUGUUAGAUUUAUUCGCAUCUUGGUCAUACGCUAAUAUUGAUCGUUUAGUGACUGAUAAUGGUGAUCCUCAUGAUUGGUGUGAUGGUGAGACUGAUCCUUAUGAUAAUACGGUGUUAUCGAUCGAUGUUAAACGAUUGUUUCAACCGAAUGUUACGUAUAAACGAUUUUUCACGUUUAAAGUUCCUGAUAAAUUAUUAGAUGAUAUUUGUGAAGAUCAUGGAUUAAUAAGACAUUGUGAUUUACCUCCUAGUUUAGGAAUUUCAAGAAAUUCAUUACCAGCAUCAGUAUUAAUGGCUCAUAAAGAGUCUCGAAUUAGAGAUUUAACUUUUAUUGAUAGUGCGAUAACUUAUAGUGUUGAUGCGAGAAUCAUCGGUAGAUCUCAUGAUUAUAAUUAUUUAAUGGAAGAACGGGAUCGAUAUAUCAUUGCUAAGGAUGCCGUAUGUCCCAUCAGAGUCAUCCCUACUAAUAAUGAAGAUAUUUAUAAUAAGAAAGCAAUCUAUGAAGAAUCAAAAUUAUUCUAUAAGGCAUUUCAUGAUUUAAUUAAAGAGAAAGUUGAUUUUGCGGAAGAUUUAUUAAAUGUUUCAACUCAAUCUCGAGGUGGAUUAUUCAAUUUAACCCCUCAAAGUUCAAGAGAUUCUUUAACUCCAAGUAUAUCGAAUUCCAAUGGGAAUAUUCAUAAAUUACGUCAAUUAUAUCAAAUUGCCGAUAUCAAUUAUUUAAAUGAAAAUGUUAAAUUGAAAAAAUCAGAUCAUAAACAAUUCGAUGAUGAUUAUUAUCAAUAUUUAUUACCGUUUAAGAAGAAGUCUUUAACAGGGAAUGUUAAGAUUUUAGGAGUAUUAUCAUUAUCAUCUCCUAAAACGAUAUAUCUGGUAGAUUAUAUCCCACCGAUCAAAUUCAGAGAUCCAGCUAAAACAUAUAGUACACAAAUAACCAUUCCAUUAGAGUUAUCUUAUGUGAUUGAAAGUCUUGGUGGAAGUGGAAGUAGUAGCGGUCUUGGUUCAUCAAGUAAAGUUCAAUUCCCAGAAAUAAAAUCAUUACAUGUGGAAUUGGUGGUACUCACCAUCAAAUCGAAGAAGUAUCCUAUUCCGAUCGAAUUCAAUCAUGAUUUAUGUUUCAAAGAUCGUGAGAUCUCAUCUUCGAAAAAUCAAGAGAUUGAUAAUUUCGAUAAUAUCGUUACGAAACAAUAUAAUACCUACGUCACUAAGAUCAGUCAUAUUAUUAAAACUUUAGGAAAUGAUUUAAUCAAAUUCGAAACGAAAUUAUAUAAAGAUAUCCGAGCCUUAUCCCAAUUACAAACGAAAUACAUUAAUUUAUCAAUUGUUGAUUUUGAUCUUUUUUCAAGACAUGAUAAUACUAGUCUUGGAUUACAAAAACUGAUUAAAACAAUCCCAUGGGAACAUGAAACAAUCUCCAACUCAACCACUUCAACUGUCAAUAAUCAUAGUCUCUACUCUAAGAAGUUUGAAAUUAAAUUAGAUUUAUCGAAUUGUCAUUUAAAAGGUAUGGAAGCUUUACAUAAUCAAGCUGGAUUUGAUUAUCUUACUUUAGUACCUAAUUUCCAAACCUGUCUUAUCUCGAGAUUAUAUUAUUUUAAAAUCACGGUGAAGUUAAUGAAUGGUGAAUCCUUGAUUGUGAAUGUCCCCUUAUCAAUUGAAAGAAAUUAG
Molecule: messenger RNA, 2460 nt
Organism: Scheffersomyces coipomensis
Lineage: Eukaryota; Fungi; Ascomycota; Pichiomycetes; Serinales; Debaryomycetaceae
Exons: 1
Coding region: 1-2460 (819 amino acids)
Biological process (GO): protein monoubiquitination; protein polyubiquitination
Cellular component (GO): ubiquitin ligase complex
Molecular function (GO): ubiquitin-ubiquitin ligase activity
Source: RefSeq, a predicted model, not a curated record